AUGGCGGCCAUGGCUCUUUCGUUUAGCGGCAUGACGGAUGGUAUGCUCGACGUGUCGGGAGGGGAGAACUCCCUGCUGGAUCGAAUCGAUGAGUUGGACACCUACAACCAGCAGAUGUCCCGGCUGGGGGAGGUGCGGCUGCUGCAGCUUCGCCAUGCCAAGGAGCAGCUUCUACAAAAGAGGCGGAGAGCAGCCAGCGACGAGGGUGAGGUCAGCGUCGUGGACUUCUCCUGUCGCACGCCCUCCGCCAGCUCCACAGCCCCUGCACCGGUACAGGCUUGCUCGCCAAGCAAGGCCUCCGAAAGGUCGGGCGAGAGCAUGGAUACCACGACUGCAGCCACGAUCUUGGCAAAGAACCGCGAGCUCUCCUCCGAAUUGGCAGCGAAGGUGCGGGAGGCAGAGAGAUACAAGCAGCAGUUGGUGUUGCAGCAGGUGCAGCAGAACUACGCUCCGCCAAAGAUUCAGAAGGAGGUGCCACAGGCAAAGCCAGUCAGUGCGCCUGCAAGGGAGCAGGUCCUUGUGCAAGCCUGCAGCAAGGCCAGCGAGGAUGCUGCUGCAACCCUGCGCGGCGCAGCGCGGGUGCCGGCCCAACUUCAAGCGCGAGGCCCGCCAGCUGCGAGCUCACCUUUGAAGAGGCUCACGGAAGAGGCGGCCAUGGCGAGGGAGGAAGCAAGGCGAUCCUGCAAGGACGAGCUUCUGAGCUGGGCGUCCCACCUGGAGGCGCGGGCCGAAGAUUUUUUUGCAACAGAGCUCAAGACGGCGGCUGCUCUGACCAAGGAGGAGGCCAAGGCCUCACAGGAAGCGCUCCGCCAGUCAUUGGCCCUGGAGCUGAAGGAAGAGAUGGCGGCGGCCAGUGACGCAAUCCAGGAGAGAGCACAGCUGCGGGUCUUCGCUGCCCGCAAGGAAUGUCGCUCCGAACUCCGCAUGUUGCGCCAAGAGCAGGAAGCCGCCAUGAAUCUGGCGACGGACGAGCAGUGUGCGGAAAUGGCCUUCCAAACCAAAGUUCAAGGCACCGAGCAGGCGAUGAAGCAAGCAGCUCAACAGGAGCACGCGCGACUGCGGCAAAUCAAGGAAGGUGAGCAGCAGCUGGCCACUGCAAGGGCGAAGUUGGAUGAGGAGCAGCAGCAGCUGCGACGAAUGAGGGAAGUGAGCGAGACGCAGCUGGCCACCACGACAUCUCAGUUGGAGGAUGCCGCGAGUCAGCUGUCACGCCUGGAGGCCGCACAGCAGCGGACGCGGGAGGAAAUGGCUGCCCAUCACAGUGCGGCGGCAUCUGCCUGGAACAGAAGCCUUGCAUCUGCGCAGGCUGCACGAGCUCAGGCCGAAUCUGUGCUGAAAGCCGCGUCGAAGACGUGGGAGUCCUGCCAUGCAACAGGGCCACAGCAGAAACACCCUUUGCCCAGGCUGACCGCAGCGGCUUCGCAGACUGACGCCAGCAGCGACAUGCUGGAGCUCGACGAUGUUGCCCACGAGGUUGAGAAGUUCCUGAACUACCGUCCGGCUGACGUGAAGGACUUCGUGCACGAUGAGUUGCCCAGUGCCUCUGUGCAGCUGCUCUCUACAACGACCUCCUUCGAGUCGGACGGAGGUGCGGCCACCGACAGCGGGGGAAGCUCGUCAAUGCCUCUGGUCUACGCGGCUGCGCUGGAAGGCAUCGAGACACAUGGCUGGAGUGCCGUCUACCCCUUGGACGACCCUCCCGCCUGGACCAUCCUUCACUGGGCAGCCAUGGAAGGUCGCUUGGAGAUUUGCCGUCGACUGCUGGCUGCGGGCGCCGACCCUUUCUGUGAGGACGAGCGCGGCUGGACGCCCCUGGACUGUGCGGAGGAAGCCGGUGAGGCUGAGGUUUGCAACCUCCUCUUGCACCAUGGCUCGAGUGCCGAUGCCCAGGAUGCCCUGCACCCUGUGCUGGCAGCAGCGGUCACAGCUGUGGAGAACUACGGUUGGCAGGCUGUGCAUGAAGGCCGUUGCGAGUGGACAGCGCUGCACUGGGCAGCAUCCGAGGGCAACAAGGCCUUGUGCGCGCGCUUGCUGCUCCAUGAUGCAGAUCCCACCCAGGUGGAUCAGGCGGGGCACAGCGCGCUGGACUAUGCCCGAGACGCCGGGCACCGCAUGACGUUUGAGUUGCUUUGGCAAGCAAAGCAGCGGCGCCUGCGACCGGCAGCUUCAGCUCCUCCUGCGAAGCAGGAGUUGGAGCCCUCGGCUCUGCCUUUGCAUGGAGCCUAUCCGCAAUCUCUGCUGCUGCCCCCAGGGCACUCCUGA
Symbiodinium natans is the source of this 2262-nucleotide messenger RNA. The record is from the annotation of a GenBank genome assembly. Lineage: Eukaryota; Dinophyceae; Suessiales; Symbiodiniaceae.